This is a messenger RNA of Cynara cardunculus var. scolymus (artichoke), 2307 nucleotides long. RefSeq lists its product as uncharacterized. The record is from RefSeq and is a predicted model, not a curated record. Lineage: Eukaryota; Viridiplantae; Streptophyta; Magnoliopsida; Asterales; Asteraceae. Bases 322 to 2040 code for a protein of 572 amino acids. The transcript is spliced from 7 exons.
CUUCCUUCCCCACCCCCUUUUCAUUCGCCGGCCAGCCUGCCGCGAAAAGGACAACUCUGGAAUUGAGUUGUUCCGACGUGCAACGGCUGCUUUCUGUUUAUGAUUUCUAUACCCAUUUCAACAAUUCCAAGUAGAUUUUGUUGUCGUCGAGAAAUCUUGUGGUUAUAUUUAAGGGAUACCAGUCCACUUUUUUGAGAUGGGAUUGAGGAUCUGCAACUAAGAAGCCAUUGAAAUCAACUGGUAUCAUCCAUCACAUUGGUUGGUAUUGUGAAUGAAAACCAGAGUGGCGGUGGUGAUAAAAGAACAGGUGGGAUUUCUGUGAUGGACCUAAGGUUUCGUCACUCGGGAUCAACGCCAUCAGAGGAAUCAGCUUUGGACAUGGAGACUUCACCAUUAGAGUCUUUUGCCACCACAUCUGCUGGUCAACUCUCGGAGACCAAUGCAGCAUACUUCUCGUGGCCUACUUCUUGCCGUUUGAACGAUGCUGCUGAAGAUAGAGCUAAUCAUUUCGACAAUCUUCUAAAGGGAGUUUUGCCCGAAAGGAUCGGUCAACUGCCUACCGGGGAGCGAGCCGUUACUUUGCUUGAACUCAUGACAAUAAGGGCAUUCCAUAGCAAAAUCYUGMRSCRAKKUAGUCUUGSYACUGCAAUUGGRUUCMGKAUYCGAMGGGGKUURCUGACMGAUAUACCWGCCAUUCUWGUCUUUGUYGCUCGUAAGGUUCACAGGCAGUGGCUCAGCCACAUCCAGUGUCUGCCAUGUGCUCUUGAGGGACCUGGGGGUGUGUGGUGUGAUGUUGAUGUCGUGGAAUUCUCAUAUUAUGGUGCACCGGCAGCAACUCUGAAAGAAGAAUUCUAUACAGAACUUGUUGAUGGCUUGCGAGGAAAUUUUCCGUGCAUUGGUUCUGGUUCCCAGGUUGCAAGCCAAAGCAAAUGUGGUACUAUUGGUGCCAUUGUUAAAAGCCGAACAGGAAACCGGCAGGUUGGGUUUCUCACAAAUAGGCACGUGGCAGUUGACUUGGAUUAUCCAAACCAAAAAAUGUUCCAUCCUAUGCCACCAAGCCUUGGACCUGGGGUGUAUCUUGGGGCUGUUGAGAGGGCGACCUCAUUUAUCACAGAUGAUCUUUGGUAUGGCAUAUUUGCUGGGACAAACCCAGAAACCUUCGUUCGAGCAGAUGGAGCCUUCAUCCCUUUUGCUGAGGACUUCGAUAUCUUGAAUGUGACUACAUCUGUUACAGGCAUUGGCGAGAUUGGUGAUGUCAAAGUCAUAGAUUUGCAGUCUCCAGUCAACAGUGUAAUUGGUCAACAAGUGACGAAAGUUGGAAGAAGUUCUGGCUUGACCACAGGGACCAUAAUGGCCUAUGCCUUGGAAUACAACAAUGAAAAAGGAAUAUGCUUUCUUACUGAUUUUUUAGUGGUUGGAGAGAACCAACAAACUUUUGAUCUUGAAGGUGACAGCGGAAGUCUCAUUCUUUUAACAGGACAAAAUGGUGAAAAACCAAGGCCUAUUGGGAUCAUUUGGGGUGGUACAGCCAAUCGAGGUCGGUUGAAACUUAAAGUUGGCCAACCUCCGGAGAACUGGACCAGUGGGGUUGAUCUUGGUCGCCUUCUAGAUGUUCUUGAACUUGAUCUUAUCACAACCAAUGGAAGUCUUCAAGUUGCACUGCGAGAACAAAGGAAUGCAUUGGUGGCAGCAGGGGUUGAAACUGCUAUUGGUGAAUCAUCCUCUCGUGGGUGUAUACCAUCAGAAAGAACCGGAGAGAAUCAUCGGUCACUUGAUCUAAAUGUCCAAAAUGCUCCUCCUUUAGAAGCAAAGUUUGUGCAUGAGGAGGUCCAUGUUGAAGGUGGUACUGAUGCUGCUCAUCACGUCGAAGAACAUCAGUUCAUAUCAAGUUUCCCUUCACAUCAAAUUGGGAAUUUGCAUAGUCGGUCAUCAUUGAGAGAUGGGUCCGAAGGUAUUUCUAUCGGCUUGCAGUUGGGUGAACCAGAGCCCAAGAGAAGAAAGCAUUCUGGUGGUUCGUUGCCUGAUGAAAACGCGAAAUGAACAACCAACAUUUGUGGAAUCUGUAAGUAUUUCCAAGUUUUACAUUCAUUUUCAUUUUCAUUUUCAUUCUCAUUGGUUUAUAAUUUUUUGGCCCUGGCAUGAUAUGGCUGCUAAGGUUGCCUACCAGUCCACCACUUGUUUAGAUUGUAGAGUUCUUUUGAUAAAACAAUGGCUAAAAUGUUGAAAAUAAGUACAUUUCUAGUCCAAUGCUGUUCAAAACCCUACUGUAUUGCAAGUACUACAUGAUAAAUAAAAUAAAUAGUUCAU